AUGACGGACGGUCGCCCAGCACAGACCGUAACAGGCGCCUCGACGUGAGGAGUGAGGGAGAACCUUGCGUAGAAGUCACGUCACUCGCGGCUCUUGAGCUACUUCGAAUCACGUGAUCACCACAGAGUACAAAAAGUGCAUUAGUGCUCGUAAUCUGAAGAAAAGAAUUUCAAGGUGAUCAACAUUAAAUACAGUUCUUACUAUUGUCAGUGCCUGACUCGUUACUGAAAAUUGAGAAACAAUAAGGCAUUGUAACGAUAUAAGCAUAGGAGAUAACAGUCGUAUCGUUUUCUUUUAACUACCGGCGUCUGUGUGGCCACUGGCCAAGUGCGUGUGACUUCAGUACACAGGAGGACCAUGGAGGGAACAGUGAAGCUGAGACUAGACGUCCACACCGCCCUCCUGCUGCUUUUGUUCACCGCCACUGCUGGUGACCUAGAGCCAACUUUUGGUAAGUGCUGUGCGUACGGUGCCAACUGGGCAAGGGAGGCUCAACAGUGCUCUUCCUUUCCUGCCCCCGUCACAGGGAUUCCCUCAGAACACCAGUCUGUCUGUAUCACCACUGCUGGGAUUUGCUGCCUCAGAUACUUUAGAGAUGAACAGUGCCAGAAAGGGAAGCAAGCAGCUCAAGUUGGCCAGGACUGUGUCACCAACAGUAUGCAGGGCGGGGAGUACUUCCAGGAUUGUUGUCAAGGAUGUAAACUGGGCUUAUUCAGUGGCAGCAUGGGUAUGGGCUGCAGUAUGAGGUUCAAUUUUGGGUUCCCAUGGGAUAAUGCCUACUUACAGUGCUGUAGCCAUGCAUCACCUGGGAACCCUUCUCCUGACUUCACAGAUAUUGGUAGCCAGGCAGUGACUGCUAGUAACCUUGGCAGUAACCUUUACCCUGGCCUCGUCUCAGUUUCAGAAUCUGAUGACUUGUGUGCCAGGUUUCCUGGUAAGCUUUGUGCACAUGUAUGUGUACCAACUCCAGGAUCAUACCGGUGCCAGUGCCGUGCUGGGUUUACACUCUCCAUUGAUGGCAAGACUUGUGUACAGGAUGCUGUCACUGAUAGGUGCCAUCUGAACAACCCAUGUGCUCACAUCUGCCAGGACACAGGCAUAUCUAUUGAGUGUUCAUGCAACACAGGAUUCACAUUAGCUCUUGAUCAGAGAUCUUGCAAGGAUGUGGAUGAAUGCAGCUCUGGUGUGCAUAACUGUGUCCCUGGAGAACAGGUGUGCUACAACCAGGUUGGCUCCUAUUCCUGUAUCAAUGCCGAUGGCUCCUUGUCCUCUCCGGGUUCCACACAGCACCGGACUCCCAGUGUUGGGUCCUCUGGUGGUCUCGCUGGGGAUGCCAGAACAGUAGGAACUCAGAGAGCAUCAGGUUAUGAUAUCAGCAAUGAAGUAGAUCAAGGAUCAUCAGGACUCAUCAACUUUGGAGGAGCCUUAGGUGUGCAAGGUUUCCCUGGUGCUCGACCAGAUCAGAGCUAUCUGGAUGCUACGCACACUCAGGGUCGAUGUCCACCAGGAUACAAUUUUAAUCUGGAUACGAUGGUUUGUGAUGAUGUUGAUGAAUGUGAGGUGACAUCAGGCUUGUGUGGCCGAGGAGCCAUCUGUCAAAAUACCAUUGGUUCUUACACUUGUACACAGAUUCUAGCAGCUGAUUGCCCGCCUGGGUUUGCAUUUGACUCAAACCUACAGUCCUGCUUGGAUAUUGAUGAGUGCUUGGAUGGAUCUAAUAAUUGUAACUGGACAACUCAUUUCUGUGUUAACACUCAGGGAGCAUUUACUUGCCAGCCAAAGGGAGGCCCCAAUGACUGUAUAGCUGGUUACAAGUAUAGCUCUCACCAGCAGACAUGCGUAGAUGUGGAUGAGUGCUCAGAAGAACUUCAUGGUUGUGACCCAGAAGAGGAGACCUGCAGGAACACUGCUGGAGCUUAUGAGUGUGACAUAAAAUGUGAUGAAGGCUUUCAAUUUAGCCAUGCCCUCCGAACUUGUGUUGACAUGGAUGAGUGUGUGGAACUACCCUGUGAUGCUGGAUGGGAGUGUCACAACACAGCAGGAUCCUACUUGUGUCAUGAGCUACCUCGCGCCUUCUGCCCUGCUGGAUAUAAACCCUCCAACGGCACAGCCUCGGGUUGUGAAGAUGUUGACGAAUGUGUUGAAGGUCUGCACACCUGCCAGUCAGAUAAUGAGAUAUGCAUUAAUGAGAUUGGCAAAUAUCGAUGUGAAGCCAUAAGCAUCAAUGAAGUUGAAGUUGAAAGGAACAGUUACGAAAUUCUUACCCGUGCUACCUUCCAGCCCCCUGUUCAAGAAUGUCCUGAAGGUUUUGGUUUUGAUCUUAAUACCAAUCAGUGCCUUGAUAUUGAUGAGUGUAGCACUGGUCUGGAUGACUGCUCGGUAACAGAGAGGUGCAUGAAUACCCUCGGAAGCUACAUAUGUCGGCUCCGUCGUCGCUGUUCUGCUGGGUAUGUUCCAGAUCCAACUACUGGAGAAUGUAAAGAUGUGGAUGAAUGUACUGCUGGCGUUGCUAGCUGUCUCCCGGGUCAGAUCUGUUUUAAUACAGAAGGAGCCUUUGAGUGUCGAGUAGAAUGUCAAGAUGGCUUCAGAUAUGAUCCUUUAGAUGCUGCUGUGUGUGUAGACAUCAAUGAAUGUCUUGAAUCACCUUGUGAAAAUGGGGAGGAAUGCUCUAACACAGAAGGCUCCUAUAUUUGCACCUCUAUCACCACUAGAAGAACCACAACCAAUUUCACAACCACAACAGCCACGAGUCCACCAACAAGUUCUUGUUCAUCUGGCUUUGGAAGAAAUCCCAAUAGUUUACAUUGUGAAGAUAUUGAUGAAUGUCGAGAUCAAGUAUGUGAGCCAGGACAGCAUUGUCAGAACACAUAUGGAUCUUACGUUUGCACCUGUGACCAUGGUUACCGCAGAGACUUAAGGACACACCUUUGUGAAGAUAUUGAUGAAUGUGAAGAAGGACUCCAUGGAUGCCAAGUAGAAUCAGAACAGUGUAUCAACAUCCCUGGGAGCCACACAUGUCAGGCCCGACCCUGCAGCCCUGGCUAUAAUCGUGACCCUGCUAACCCCAGGCAUUGUACAGACAUAGAUGAGUGUGAGUCAUCACCCUGUGGGUCAGAGGAGGAAUGUGUCAACAGUAAUGGAUCGUUUAGGUGCCGUCGUCUUACACCGUGUAAUCCAGGCUUCCGGAGGAAUGAGGACAAUAAACAGUGUGAAGAUAUUGAUGAGUGUGUUGAAGAAGCCCCAUGCACUCAGCAAGAACGUUGUGUCAACACACAGGGAAGUUACCGAUGCAGAACUCUUGACUGUACCGCAGGUUAUCAGAGGGAUGAACGUGGACACUGUAGAGAUGUUGAUGAGUGUGAAACAGGGGAACACACUUGUCGAAUUCCAAAGGAGGAAUGCAUCAACACUCAGGGCAGCUACAGAUGUAAAGCUCUCCCAGACUGUCCACAAGGUUUUACUCGAGAUGCAAAGUCACUGAGAUGUGUGGAUGUAGAUGAAUGUGUAGAAGGUACCCACGACUGCCAUGGAGGUGAGCGCUGCUACAACCAGUACGGGAGAUAUAUAUGCCGGGGGUCUCCCAGCUCCUGCACCAAAGGCUUCAGGUACAACACCCUCGAGAGAAGGUGUCAGGAUAUUGAUGAAUGUGCGGAAACUGUGGAUUCUUGCGAAAGGUCAACCCAGACAUGUGUGAACUCAGUCGGCAGCUUCAAGUGUAUUGAUCAUGAGCCCACCUGUGACUUUGGUUAUAGGUAUAAUGAAGAUGAGCGUGCAUGUGUAGAUAUCGAUGAGUGCCGUGAGAAGCUAGACGACUGUGAGGAUGGCCAAUACUGUGUCAACACUCUUGGCUCGUAUCAGUGUCAGACCCAGGGUGCUGCUACUCAGACCUGCCAUCCAGGGUUCACCUUCAACAUGACAGCCAGAGUCUGCAUGGACAUAGAUGAGUGUUUGGAUGGAACCCAUGACUGCUCGUCAUCAGAGAUUUGUGUCAAUCGUCGUGGAGACUAUGUGUGUGAACUGAGGGAUGAUAACCUUAGUACCACGGCAUACACCAGAGAUGAAGAUGAUGGUGAAGACUAUGAUGUAGUGCUAGCUAAGAGGCCCAGUGGAAGCAGCAGUAAGCGUGGCCGUUGUCAGGAGGGCUAUCGCUACAAUCGCCGUCGUCGUAUUUGUAUGGACGUCAAUGAGUGUGAGGAGGGUUAUGAUUUCUGCAAUAAACUCACUGAGGUUUGUGUCAACACUGUGGGUAGAUACAGGUGUAACCCCUUAAUUGAGCCCAGUGCUGCUACUGCCACCAUCAAUACCUCCAACACCUUCGCUAUUCCUCCUCCUCCUCCUCCUCCCCUGCCUCCUCGCCCUCAGUCUGGUCCACAGUGUCCAACUGGGACAGAGUAUGAUUCACUUUCAAGUGUAUGCAGAGAUGUUGACGAGUGUGCGACUCGACCAUGUGAUGAAGAAGAGGUGUGUAAUAACACUCCAGGAUCCUUCCAGUGUGAGUGUCAAGUUGGCUUCUCCAGGGAUGAAUCAGACCAGAAAUGUGAAGAUAUGAAUGAGUGCCAGCUUGGGUUACACUCGUGUACCGAAACUCAACGGUGCGACAACACUAUUGGAUCCUUCGCUUGUAUACGUAUUGCAGGGUGUGGUACAGGCUACACCCUCAACCACAACACGGGAGAAUGUGAUGAUAACGACGAAUGUAAACUGAAAACACAUUAUUGUGACCAGUUGGGUCCCAAAUAUCAAUGUGUCAACCUCAAAGGGUCAUUCCGAUGCAGGAAGAAGUCCUGUCCUUCAUCUCAAAUGCUUAACCAUGAUGGUAUUUGUGUUGAGUUAACCUGCAAUUCUGGAUUUAAGCCUGUUAAUGGAGAAUGUGAAGACAUAAAUGAGUGUGCUGAAGGAAUACCCUGCCAGCGAAAUGAACGAUGUAUUAAUGUUAUUGGGUCCUUUAACUGUCACCCUCUCCUCAACUGUGGAGCUGGCUACAAGAUGAAUGAGUUUGGAACUCAGUGUAUAGAUGUUGAUGAGUGUGCUGAUGGGACUCAUCAGUGUACAGGAAAUCAAGAGUGUUCUAAUCGACAGGGAGGGUACAUUUGCCAGUGCCCUACUGGCUUCAGGCAUAACAGCUUACGACAGUGUCAAGAUGUUAAUGAAUGUGAAGCUUACUAUGGAAGUGUAUGUGCAAGUAAUGCGGUCUGUGAGAACACGGAAGGAUCCUAUCGCUGUAACUGUAAAAAAGGCUUCAAACAAUCUAAUGAUGGCCGUACUUGUGUAGAUGUGGAUGAAUGUGCUGAGAUUCCAGGGAUCUGUCAUCACAACUGCAUCAAUGUAUGGGGAAGCCAUCAGUGCACCUGUAGGGCAGGCUACAACCUGGCCAGAGACAACAGGACAUGCAGUGAUGUAAAUGAGUGUGAAGAAUACCGAGGACGUGGACGACUAUGCAUUGGAAUCUGUGUCAACAUGGCAGGAUCCUUCAAGUGCUCAUGCCCUGAUGGGUACAGGCUGGCAACUGAUGGCCGUACCUGUAAAGAUAUUAAUGAGUGUGAGACAGGAAACGUGUGUCGGGGGGAAAAUGAACAUUGCGUCAAUACCCGUGGUGGACACAAGUGUAAUAGCAUCACUUGUCCUAAUAACUACGUUCGUGACACUCGUCAUAAGAACCGGUGCAAGAAGGUCUCGCUCUACUGCCUUGAAGAUGACGAAGCAUGUCAUCGUAAGCCACUCAGCUACUCCUACAACUUCCUGCCACUGGUCAGCAACAUGUCUUUACCAUCAUUGGGGCAGGUGGACCUCUUUACCAUGAGGGGGCCACUCUGGUCAUCUACAACAGUGCAAUUCGAGUUGGAGUUGGAGUCUUCUAGGGCGCCAGUAGGAGUUGAAGCUGCCACCAGAGAGUUUUUCUACCUCAAGCGAACUUCAUUUAAUCAGGCAGUGAUAUCUCUUGUAAAGCCAAUAUCUGGUCCACAGGAGAUACAGCUUGCACUAAACAUGCAGUUAUACCAGAAGGGAAAAUAUGGUGGAUCAGCCGUAGCAAAGCUAUUGGUUUAUGUGUCCGAGUAUGAUUUCUAAUUUUUAUUCUUAGCCUUGUAAGGUAAGGUAUUGAUGUAUGCUUUAAGUUGGAUUGGGUUAUGAGAGAGAAAUUGGAACUGAGAAAGAAUAUGUAUGGAUAAAUUGUAAAUUAGGUGAUAUGUACUAAAGAGUACAUUUGUCUUAGUCAGGAUUAUGUUCGCUGUAAAUUAUCAUAUAAUUUAAUAGUUGACUGUAUGAUACAUAAAUAGGUUUAUUACGCCUAUAAUCGGUAUAUGCAGUCUAGUGUUGAUAAUGACUUUCAAUUUUAGUACAGUACAGUACAGCACAGGUACGUGCAAAAAAAACAUCUUCACAGAGUCAGUAAAAAAAAAUUAUACAGUCCCUUUAGUAGAGUUAGUGUUUUUAAUCUCUUAAAAAUUUUCAGCAAAAAGAAAAUCGAACUAGAAUUAAAUUUUUUUAUUCUUUUCAAAAUUAUCUUUUCACAGGAUUGUAUUUAUAAAAGUAGUUUCUAUUCAUAAAGGUUGUUACUGUAUUAUUGCCCACACUAUUAUUAUUAAAGUAGUGUCAUUGUAUUGCAGAUUUUUUUUUUUUCACAUUUAGUUUUAAGUACAGAAUAUAAGAAAUCAUUUGUUGUUCUAUUAACUGAUGUGCAAGUACAGGUGUAUUUAUAACUUGAUACCUGGCCCAAGCAGCUCAAAUUUAACCAAACAAGAGUAUGGGUUGAAAACCCUGACAUGAUUGACUGAACAAAUUUGAAAAUUUGUUGAUCCUUCCCUUUAAUGAGAGUUACCAAUUAUGGCUGAAGGCCAGGGGUCUGUAUCAUCACAUUAACAAGUGCAGUUAUUGACUCUUUUAUGAUUCUGUUAUAAAGCAUCAUUUUGCAGAUUAACUAUGCAGAAUGAGCAGGCCUGUUGGAAGUGAUGUACCAACCCCUCCAUACUUUUUAAAUAUUUUAGGCACUGCUCAGUGGAUGACUGUACUUAAUUAUGUAGUUUGUGAACGGUUGGAGAGAUGGUAUGUGAGGCCUUAACAACUUAACCCCAUUCCUAAACUCAAUGAUGUUAUAUGGUGGUUUUUAUUUGAUGUGUGUGUCUGACCUAAGGCUUUGGAAAAGGUAUAAGCUACUGUGAUUCUGAAGGGAAUUUUAGUCAACUUUAAUUUGCAAUGCCUCAUUGGGGGGAGAAGUUUGUCUUGGGAUUUAGUUGGUACUCCUCUGUUUGAUUGGUGCACAAACUUACAUAUACUGUACACAUAAGACAAAUACAGUGGUCCCUCGGUUAACGAACGCCUCGGUUAACGAAUUACCUUCCAUAAGAAUCUUCAAUUCGGUUAACAAAAAAAAAAACUGAUUUAC
Molecule: messenger RNA, 7381 nt
Organism: Homarus americanus (American lobster)
Lineage: Eukaryota; Metazoa; Arthropoda; Malacostraca; Decapoda; Nephropidae
Product: fibrillin-2-like
Exons: 38
Coding region: 358-6066 (1902 amino acids)
Molecular function (GO): calcium ion binding
Source: RefSeq, a predicted model, not a curated record